Molecule: messenger RNA, 2784 nt
Organism: Neoarthrinium moseri
Lineage: Eukaryota; Fungi; Ascomycota; Sordariomycetes; Amphisphaeriales; Apiosporaceae
Exons: 5
Coding region: 1-2784 (927 amino acids)
Biological process (GO): biosynthetic process
Source: RefSeq, a predicted model, not a curated record
AUGGCUUCACUACUAGGCCUCCUCGACCGCGCUGCCGCUGCUUCGCCGAGUGCGCACGUGUUUUUCCAUGGAGAAGAUGGACCAAUCGCUAUGACUUAUGUCGAGCUUCAUCGACAAGCCACUGAGAAUGCACUCAUAAUCAGACACAAACUUGGCGUGUCACCCGGCCAAGUCGUCCUGCUUCACUUAGAUUCGCAGGCAAAUUAUAUGACCUGGUUCUGGUCUGUCUUGGCAGCGAAUGCGAUACCUGUGAUGUCGACGCCUCUCCCUGCAGAUGAGGUUGCCAGUGGUCGGCACCUGAAGCACCUGAACGCCCUGCUUGGCAACCCUACUGUACUCACCGUGAGAUCGUUGAGGGCUGAAUUGGUGUCCAUCAGCGACACGCAAAUCCGAUUGCUUGAUGAACUCGCAACUGCUGUAGGCAAAGGAACGCAACCGCCUCCAGUCGGCAAUGUUCAUAGCGAAACAGCAGCGCGGGGUGGAAACAACACUGCAUUCAUGAUGCUCACAUCGGGUUCUACUGGAGGGGCAAAAGCCGUCGAUAUUACGCACUCACAAGUUCUAGCUUCACUUCAGGCGAAAUCCCAGAUGACCGGCACUUCCGAGAGGGACACAUUCCUCAACUGGAUUGGUUUUGAUCAUGUUGCCUGUGUUACUGAAAUCCAUUUACAUGCUCUUGCCGCUUGUGCAACACAAGUCCAUAUCGAGCCUAAGAUGGUAAUUCGUGAUCCCCUCCUCUGGCUUGACAAACUGGCAUCACACAAAGUGAGCUACACUUUUGCACCGAAUUUCUUUCUCGCGGCGGUACUCAAGGCUGUCAGAGGCAAGGCAUCCGAUGAUACUUUCAACUUGUCUGAGUUGCGAUUGGUUGUAUCUGGCGGCGAAGCCAAUGCCGUAGCUACAGGUAUCGCGUUCAAUGAGAUGAUAAAGUCGUUUGGUGCACCUCGAGAUGUCCUUUGUCCUGCUUUUGGUAUGACAGAGACUUGCGCUGGAUCUAUCUACAACUUCCAGUUUCCAGCACUCGAAAGAGAAGCUAAACUGGAAUUCGCCUCAGUCGGUCAGAGUACAAGCGCUCUCAGUAUACGCAUCGUCGAUACGGAGGGCACAAUCCUUUCCUCCACAGAGACAGGUCAGCUUGAGCUCAGUGGUCUAGCAGUCGCACAGGCCUAUUACAAUAAUCCACGAAACGCCACUCAACUAUUUACACAUGAUGGUUGGUUUAAGACUGGCGAUACUGGCUACCUGGAUAGCCAGGGGAAUCUGAUCUUGAGUGGACGUACCAAAGAUUCGAUCAUCAUCAAUGGAGUCAAAUACUUCUCUCACGAACUCGAAGCGGCAGUAGACGCUGCUGUAGGAGAAGAAGAUAUUGUGCCGUCGUUCACAAGUGCUUUCGCCACUUGGCCCAAGGGCGGCAACAGUGAAGAGGUCAUCAUCACCAUUCUGACCGUGCAAGCGAACCCCGAGGAUACGGCUCUUGCCGCGAUCAUUGACAAAAUCGCCAAAGCUACGUUUCUGUACUGCUCCAAGAAACCAUCGGCGGUCAUUCCCCUGCCGUCCAAGUUGCUUGGCAAGUCAUCGUUAGGAAAGCUGUCACGAACUGCACUGAAGCAGGCCUAUGAACACGGAAAGUUUGACGACUACAUCAACGACACUGCGACAUGCCUGCGACGGUACCGUAAAAAGACGCGCAAAUCCCCGGAGACAGAUAUGGAGAGUGAGUUGGCCAGAAUAUUCGCGACCGAGUUUGAACUUGAUCCGCAGGAGGUUGGCGUUGAUGACAGCCUCGUUAAUUUCGGCGUUGACAGCAUACGCCUUCUACGUUUCAAGGGCGUACUGCAGGACCAGCUUGGUAUCUCCGAUAUCCCGAUUGGUGUGUUACUUACGAACCCAAGUAUUUCUAGCAUGGCCAAGGCACUAUCAUCGAGCGGUGAGGUAGGAGUCUAUGACCCUGUCGUCGUCCUCCAGUCAGCUCCGUCUCGGCGCACUCCGAUAUGGUUUAUUCAUCCCGGGCUCGGUGAAGUCCUGGUUUUCCUCAACAUCGGUAGAUUCUUCUCGGACAGACAGGUUUAUGCACUUCGUGCACCAGGGUUCAAUCCGGGCGAAAAGAUGUUUACCUCGAUUGAUGAGAUGACAGAUGUUUACAUGCACGCGAUCAAGCAAAGGCAGCCCCAUGGUCCGUAUGUCUUGGUAGGGUAUUCAUUUGGCUCCAUGAUUGCCUUUGAGACGACCAAGAAGCUGGAGGCGGCUGGUAACGUCGUCUUCAUGGGGUCUCUCAAUGGUCCUCCGCACAUCAAAUGGAGAAUGGUUCAGAUUGACUGGUGUGAACUGUUCCUCAAUCUAUCCUACUUCCUAGGAUUCAUUACGGAGGAAGAGGCCGUCCAGAAGGGUGUUGAUUUCCACAAGGCGGGCUACACCCGGGAUGAGAUCCUGGACAGAAUUUUGGCACUUGCGCCCCCCGAGAAGAUGAGGGAGCUCGACUUGACCAGAGAGAAAAUCGCGCGUUGGGCCGACAUCUCGUUGCAGCUCCAAGGGCUGGCCCACAGGUACGACCCUUGUGGAACGGUAGAUCACAUCGACGUCUUCUUUGCAAACCCUCUCCUCGCUGUGGGUAAAGACAAGCAGCAGUGGCUGCGCCAACACCUUCAUCCCUGGAAUGACUUUGCAAAGGAGCCAGCGCGCUUCCACGACAGUCCUGGCGCUCAUUACACAAUGUUGAGCCCGGAGCACGUCUUCCAGAUGCAGAAGGUACUGCGCACCGCGUUUGCGGCGAGAGGAGCUCUCUGA